Pieris brassicae (large cabbage white) is the source of this 5610-nucleotide messenger RNA. RefSeq names its product extracellular sulfatase SULF-1 homolog (gene Sulf1). The transcript is spliced from 17 exons. NCBI's taxonomy places the organism in Eukaryota, Metazoa, Arthropoda, Insecta, Lepidoptera, Pieridae. The record is from RefSeq and is a predicted model, not a curated record. The coding region runs from base 286 to 4359 and encodes 1357 amino acids. Gene Ontology annotation, molecular function: N-acetylglucosamine-6-sulfatase activity; glycosaminoglycan binding.
CCGAAGCGGCUAGCGGUCGACCGCGUUACGUGAGACAGUUCCCACGUCAGAAACUUUACGUGUAUCAUAACAAAGUUAAAAGCUUUGUUAGCGAUAAUUUAAAACAUUUGUGUAUUUGUUUUAGUGAAAAGUAUUCAGUGCGAUUUACGCUUUAUUGUGGUAAGACACAAAAUGAGGCUAGAAUUCAAAAAAAUCUAUUGGCAGUCUCAAUCUAUGACAACAUGAAGAUUUAACAUCAUCAAUAUUUCCAUAGACAAGUAAAGAUCGUCCAUAGAGGAAUUAAUAAUGAAUUUCAAAAUAAUAUCCAUCCUUCUUACAUGGAAUUUCCUCUUGAUUUCUGCGAAGAGAGAUUCCCUUGAAGAUGACACGUCAAGGGCCAGAGAGUUAAGAAAUAAAGAAAAUAAUAGAAACCGGACUACAUUUAAUGGGACGUUAACGGAUUUACCAGAAAGAAGGUACCUCAGACACAGAAAUAGUUCAAGGUUCCGUGGAGACAGGCGUAGAUUUUGGGAGCAAGAAGUGAGACGUGAUCGCCGAAAGGGCUCAGACUCUACCGAGGAUAUCAACAGAACAGAUCCCUUCAACCUUAAAAAUGAGAAAAGAAAAGAGAAACACGCAAAGGGCACAACCGAAAAAGCUUUUGACAGGCGCAAACCACUCCACAAAUCCCCAGAAAGAGCGCCACCAAAAGAAAAUACCACGCGGUUCAAACCAAAAUCCGCAAAUAAAUGGCAAAACGGAGGUUUUAUACCAUACCCACAGCCGAGAGAGAAAAAGCCUAAUAUCAUUUUAAUUCUGACUGAUGAUCAAGAUGUGGAGCUCGGCAGUUUAAAUUUUAUGCCACGUACAAUGAAAGCAAUAAGAAGUGCCGGUGCGGAGUUUCGUCACGCCUACACGACUACGCCAAUGUGCUGUCCAUCACGGAGUUCCCUGCUCACUGGAAUUUACGUCCAUAAUCACAACGUGUUUACAAACAAUGACAACUGUUCUUCUCCGAUGUGGCAAGCCAAGCAUGAAACUAACACCUUUGCUACCUACCUGUCCAAUGCUGGAUAUCGUACAGGUUAUUUCGGCAAGUAUUUGAACAAAUACAACGGAUCCUACAUACCGCCAGGAUGGCGUGAGUGGGGUGGCCUCAUCAUGAACUCAAAGUAUUACAACUACAGCAUCAAUAUGAAUGGAAAGAAGAUCAAACACGGCGAUGACUACUUUAAGGAUUACUAUCCAGACCUGAUCGCGAACGAUUCAAUAGCGUUUUUGAGAGCGUCGAAACGAAGGUUUACCAGAAAGCCAGUGCUACUGGUCAUGUCUUUCCCGGCACCUCAUGGUCCAGAGGACUCGGCGCCACAGUAUUCGCAUCUGUUCUUUAAUGUCACAACACACCAUACACCUACGUAUGACAUGGCGCCAAAUCCUGACAAGCAGUGGAUUUUGCGAGUGACAGAGAAAAUGAAACCUAUUCAUCGCCAGUUCACAGAUCUUUUGAUGACGAAGAGGUUACAAACAUUACAAAGCGUAGAUUUGGCCGUUGAACGUGUUUAUCAAGAAUUGAAGGCUCUCGGUGAAUUGGAUAAUACCUACUUGGUCUAUACAUCAGAUCAUGGCUACCAUCUUGGUCAAUUUGGGCUUGUAAAGGGGAAAAGUUUUCCAUUUGAGUUCGAUAUCAGAGUGCCGUUCCUUGUUCGAGGACCGGGUGUUGAACCUGGCACUGUAGUGGAUGAUAUAGUAUUAAACAUCGACCUAGCACCGACAUUCUUGGACAUGGGUGGAGUGGAUUUACCAGCUCACAUGGAUGGAAGGUCACUUCUUCCACUUCUGCAGCCUCGGAGGCGACGCACUGCCGCUCGCUGGCCCGAUACAUUUUUGGUAGAAAGUUCUGGCCGUCGCGAAACUCAAGCGCAUAUAAUGGAAGAACGAAUGCGUGCGCAGAAAUACAGCCGCUUAAUGAAUGAAAAAGCAACAACAGUACUGCCGUUUGAGUCAUCAUCAGAGGGUAUAGAUUUUGACGACGAUUCCGAUGAUGACUUCCUGGAAAUUGAGGAUGAUGAUGAUAACACCUCUGAUAUGAAGUCUUCGGAGCCGCUCAUGUCAAAUGAAAGCCAUAAUCCAAUUUUGGAGGCGAGUUUGGAAAAAGUGCUCGAAGAUGAUGCAGCUUCAAAUGAACAAAGUUAUUUCUUAGAAUCUGUGGAAUCCAGUAUGAUCAACGGCAAAGCAGCGCGUAUAGCUGCCGAAUGUUCUAAGGCAGAACUAAGGGCGCCAUGUUCUGAUAAACGUAAAUGGAAAUGUGUGCUCGUUAACGGACGAUGGAGAAAACACAAAUGCAAAUAUGAGCCGGAAGUUCCAGAACCAAAAAUGAGCACAAAGAAAUGUGCCUGUUUCACCCCCAGUGGGUUAGUUUAUACUAGACUAGAAACUGAUGGUAAUAUAGCUCGACGACCAGUCGAUAUAAAGAAAUACAAUAUGACACGAUUGAAGCGGUCAACAGACAAUGACGUGUUCGAACCGAAUACUGUAGACACUAUACUAGAAGAAAACCCUAGUAUUGGUCAUCUAGGUUUUGUAAAUGAGCCAUUAAAUGCAAUAGAUAAAAAGAGUGUUGAAGACAAAAUAGACAAACUUAUUAAAGAGACUGAAGCAUUCCUAGAAGCUUACGAACGUACCAAAGAAAAUAUAGAUCACCGAAGAAUUAAGAGGAAAGCUCAACAUAAACAUAAACAAAAGAAUGACGCUAUGCUAAAUGACAAUGAAACGACAUUAGAGUGCAAAGUUGAGAAAGAUGGAACAGUUAACUGCUCUCAAGUAAUAUAUAAUGACUUAAAAGCCUGGCAUACUAACAGAUUAAGCUUAGAAGAUCAAAUAAGGCAGCUAAAAACAAAGUUGGAGGACUUAAAAGAAAUAAAGAGACAUUUGAAAAUAAGUAAACCUGCUCAAAUAGAAGUACAGACAAUAAAUCCAUCAUUCAUUAUAAAUCGUGUUCAAAACAAAACUGCGGCUCAAGAAAAUAAGGAGCCAGGACGUAAGCCUCGUCCAAACAGAAUGAAACCGAAACACAGAAACCCCAAUUACUAUGAAAAGAAGUUGAAGCAUACAAACGAAUAUAGUAUCCCUACUGUUAAUACAAAUACACGAGAUGGUUUAUUUCAAACACAAUUAAAGAACGAAGCAUCUACGGAAUCAACUUUUGAUCACUCUAUUAAUAGCAGCGAUUUAAUCAGUCCUCUAAUUGAAGAGCUACCUAAACCACAAGUCACUACCAUUAUUACAGAUAAUGAAAAAUACAUAGACGAUAUCGGCACGAUUAAAAGUAGCACGCCAAACGAAGUCACCACAGAAUAUGAAAGAAUGAUAGAACUAUCCAGCAUAGAUAAUGCAGAUAAACCAACAUCUACUGAUAGAAGCACUCCAAGUUAUUUAUACACGACUUUAAAAUAUUUCCACACCGAAACAGACAAAAUUCUAACGAAUCAUAAUGUUACAAAUAUAUCGAACGCUGAGAAAACAACAGCAGCACCUCACUUUGUUUCUAAACUGAAACCCAUUGCAACAACAUCUAGCAGUUUGGGGCCAACAAGAUUUGAUGCAUCGGAAUACGAAAAACAAAAUCCUAACAGAGGACCACCUAGUAACAUGGGUAUCUUUGAUCACCCAACUGAUGUGUUUCAAAGGCGACUUCAUCCAUUAUUUAUUGAAAACGAAGAUAAACACGUAUGUUAUUGUGAAGAAAAUCGACAAACUAAACUCAAAGGACCCGGUCAAGCCUAUAUAGAAGCAGCUCAAAAAGCGAAAGAGGAAAGGCGAAGGCUGAAAGAGCAGAGGUUACGCAAAAAGCUAAGAAAAGCUAAAAAGAAGGCUGAAUUGGAGAGGCUAUGCGAGUCGGAGCGAAUGAAUUGUUUCCGGCAUGACAAUGAGCAUUGGAGAACAGCUCCUUUGUGGACGGCUGGACCAUUUUGUUUUUGUAUGAGCGCUUCGAAUAACACGUACAACUGUGUACGAACAAUUAAUGCUACACACAAUUUGCUAUAUUGCGAAUUCGUGACCGGACUCAUCACAUAUUAUAAUUUAAGAAUUGAUCCAUUUGAAACACAGAAUAGAGUGAAAUAUUUGUCGACAGCUGAAAAGGAAUAUUUCCACAACCAACUUCAGAAACUGCUAAGUUGCCGGGGUCCCUCUUGCAGGAGAUAUUCCCAUUCUUCUGGAGACAGCAAUGAUGAUAUGACACGGCGUUAUAUAGACGACCACAUUACAUACAGAGGAGAUAGUCCAGGCUAUAGCGAGAGAGCUUGGAGAUGGAGUGGCUAUGGGAGACGCUUUGCGAGAGCGCGGGAUAUACAUCGUCGCCGACACACUAUGGCGUAUUAGUCAAAAUUAAUUUAUUUUGUUAAAACUUUAGAACUAGACGCCCUGAAAGUACUCUUCUUAAUUCUUAUGUACACAGGCAGACUGAAAAAGUUCACACAACGAUUCUUAAAGGGCUUCCGAAAAUCCAUAUUAUAUUCAUAGAGAAUAGACUGAGCUGUCAAAACUUAUGACAGUUACGUCACGUCUUCUUUAGCAUUAGGUAUGGACAAGACCUAGCAAAAAUAUUGGUGUGGCCUAGUACCGCAAUAUAGUAUAGUAUCGGAGACAUUAACUGAUGCCUGGGACGUCAUUUGUAUAAUAAUUAGGUAACGUGGGGAAUUAAAAUACACUUUUAAAAACAAAAUGGAAGUUUUAACGGUUGGGUUGAUAGUUAUUGAUCAUACUGCACUAAUCCCAAUCAAGUGUCAGAUUCAGUCCACAACUAUACGUUCUAACUUCCCGAUAAAAUUAUCACUAGAAAAUUUGCCUAGCUCAAUCUUUUAUCUACUCUAUGUAUUAAUAAAUGCAUUACUUAAGUCAACCUACGUAUUGUAGAUCUCUGUAUUUUUUAUCUGUGAUUCUUCAGUGUGUCUUAUGUACCAAAAAUUUGUUUAUAUAGACGUGAUUUGAGACUGCAAAUACAGUAACAGUAUUUAGUGAUCAUAAAGAACGUUCGGUUACUACUAAAAAGAAGCAAGACCUACUAAGAGAUUUUUUAAACAUGUAACACAUAGAAAUUAAAAGAAAACAGUAUUUCCACAAACACACCAUUUAAGGGAAUCGUGCGUUUUACCUACCAAGUCAGAUAGUAUUGCAGCUGCUUAUAGCAUUUCUUGAAUCCUUAAAUAAAUUAAUUUAAGGAUAAAUUACUUUAAAACUACUUACAUAUCUGAUUUAGUAAUUAAAACUGGGACGUCAAUAUGACGCGAGCAACAACUUUGUAGCAUAAAUAACCUGAAAUAUAUAAACUAUACACAUGACACUGCCUGAAGUAUUAUAUCUCAAAUAUACAAUGUAACAUUAGUUUUUAUGGAGUUUGCAUUUUCUACACUAUUUUAGCUAUACUAUCUUUCUAUGUGAUGCAGUUUAUAUGUAAAACAUAUGUAGCCAGUAUGUAUUAGUAUUAAAAAGUGAUAUAUAAUGCCAUGAGAUGAGUGUUUGUUUAUUUAAAUGCAGAAAGUAGUUGUGUACUAAGGUUUUACAAAUACAUAUAGGCAUGCAUCCAUGUAAACACCUCUGUGUAUUUGGUUAUAAAUAAAAUUAUAAAACUUA